AUGGAACAUUCAAUGAUUCAAUUGGAUGAUUUACCUGAUGAAAUUCUUAUGAUGAUUUUAAAAAAAAUGUGCCAAGUUGAUGUACUCUAUUCUUUAAUAGAUGUUAAUCAACGAUUUAAUAUAAUUGUACAUGAUUCGAUUUUCACUAAUCAUUUGAUAUUACUGGAACAUUUAUCGGAUGGUUUCAUAUGUUCAUUAACUGAUUCAAUACUUGAUCAUUUUUGUUCACAAAUUUUACCUAAAAUUAAUCAUAAAAUCAAACGACUUGAUCUCGAAUCAUCAUCUAUGCAACGUAUUCUUUUAGCUACAAAUUAUCCUAGUUUACAUGAACUUUCUUUAUAUAAUAUUAACCUCAACACAUUUAUACAAUACUUUUUUGAAGAAAAUGCAUUAACUGAUCUAUUUAAAAAUAAAAUUUUAUCACUUACUUUUAAUAUGAAUGUAAAUAAAAAGAACAAUGAUAGAGAAUUUUUCAAUGCAAUUAUAUUUCAACGUAUUAUUAAAACUUUUACCAAUAUACAAUAUUUAAAUUUUUGUCCAUCUUCAACUUGGUAUUCAAGGAUAUCGUUUGAAAUUUUUAUUGAAAAUUUAGCCUCUUCAACUCUCUUAGAAUUGCAUGUUACUCUCACGAAUUUCGAUAAUUGUCUUUAUUUACUCGAUGGACGGUUCAAUCAACUCCAUACACUUUAUAUUAAUGUUGCUGAUAUUCAAUCUUCACAACAAACAAUCCGUAAUAUGGAAAAUUUACCUAAUUUAAAAUGUUUUUCUUUAUAUUCUAACGUAAUGACAAGUGCUUAUGAUGAAUUAGUUGUUCCACUUCUAAAUCGAAUGUUCAAUUUAGAAGAACUUGGUUUAUAUAUUAAACUUCGUGAUAAGAAUACAUUUAUUGAUGGGAAUAAUUUGAAAAAAAAUAUUCUCAAUAAUAUGUCACGAUUAAAAAAACUUCAAUUUUAUAUUCGUUCAACUACUAUUGUUCUUAAUCAACUUAAUAUACCAUCAAAUGAAGAUAUUCAAUAUACAUUCAAAGAUUUUUAUAAUAAUCAUAUUAUUUCAUAUGUUGAUUAUUUUACAGAUACUCAACGAGGUCAAUGUCAUGUUUAUUCAUAUCCUUAUACAAUGAAUGAAUAUUAUAAAAUAACCAAUAAUUUUCCAGGAGGAUUAUAUAAAUCUGUUACUAAAAUAUCAUUAUAUGAUGAGCGACCAUUUGAAUAUAAAUUUUUUCUUCAAAUUGCUCAAUCAUUUCCAUUUUUGAAAAAACUAAUUUUAGAAAAUAUGAAACCUCAAAAUGAUAAAAAACAAAAUUUACCAAUUAUUGAAUAUCCUCAUCUUAUCAUACUUGAUCUUACUGAAGCUCAUUUAGAUUAUAUCGAACUAUUUCUACUUGAUACUAAAAUGCGUUUAUCAAAUGAUAUUUCUCUUAUUGUCAUUUAUCAAGCACUAAGAAAAGUAACAGAAAAAUUUACAAAAAAUUCUACAAGAACCAAUGGUGAAAAAUUACAUCGUUUAAGUUUACUUGGUAAAUAUCGAAUUCCUAAAUAUGUAAAAGAAUAUUUUCCUCAUACAGAAAUAUUAAAUCAUUAA
Molecule: messenger RNA, 1581 nt
Organism: Rotaria sp. Silwood2
Lineage: Eukaryota; Metazoa; Rotifera; Eurotatoria; Philodinida; Philodinidae
Source: the annotation of a GenBank genome assembly